Messenger RNA from Arabidopsis lyrata subsp. lyrata, 588 nucleotides. RefSeq names its product probable long-chain-alcohol O-fatty-acyltransferase 6. The record is from RefSeq and is a predicted model, not a curated record. Lineage: Eukaryota; Viridiplantae; Streptophyta; Magnoliopsida; Brassicales; Brassicaceae. Gene Ontology annotation, biological process: lipid metabolic process.
AUGGAGGAAGAACUCAAGAUAUUCAUCGAAGUAUGGGUUUCUGCAAUCAUCUCAGUAACUUAUUGUUACUACUUACCACCCAAAAUCAAAACCAAUAUACUUCGAUUACUCUCUGUUCUUCCUGUUUGUGCUUUGUUUCUUGCUCUUCCUAUGUUUUUCUCCACUGUUCAUUUCUCUUUCACUAUAGCCUUUUUCCUCUCAGGUCUUGCAGUUCCAAAACUCAUCCUCUUUGCAUUAGAAAAAGGUCCUCUUUUCCCACUUCCUCCUAAUCUCCUUCAAUUCAUCUGCUUUGCUUGCUUCCCCAUCAAGUUUCAAAUAAACCCUAACCCUGGAAAUCCUAACUUCCCCAAAUGGGUUUUUGCCCUUAAAGUUUUCAUCUUUGGUGCCUUGUUACUACAAGUGUAUGAUUACAAACAAUUUCUUCCUCCGAAUUUUCUAUUGGGUCUCUAUGCUCUGCAUAUAUACUUAGAGCUUGAGAUUUCCUUGACCUUGAUAAAAUUUCUCGUCAGUAUCACUCUAGGGUGUGAUCUCGAGCCACAAUUCAAUGAACCAUACUUAGCCACCUCUCUAUAUGACUUCUGGGGUCAC